Cyclocybe aegerita is the source of this 1884-nucleotide messenger RNA. NCBI's taxonomy places the organism in Eukaryota, Fungi, Basidiomycota, Agaricomycetes, Agaricales, Hemipholiotaceae. The record is from the annotation of a GenBank genome assembly.
AUGCAGAACGCGGACGGUUCCAAGUCGGUGCAUUUCACCCUGUCGAUACCCGCUUCAGAAGCUUCCUCAAGGGCGUCUUCGCCAGCGCCGUCGCCCGCAUCUCCCACUUUUCACCAUUACGAUGACACCUCUUACGACUACAUUGACGCCAAAAUUCGGGAAAGCCUCAUGAGCGAAGAUUCUACGCCUGGGCGACAGGGGAGGGACGUUUAUGAGGCUACCCUGCCGUGGUGGAGGGCUGCAAUUCGUCGCAAGUUAGUUGCGACGGUUUACGAGGAAUCGAAGAUCAUUGCCAGGAUGCAGAGUAAAAUCCGCCAUCCGUGGCUGGAUGCGUACUUUGUGUACACUUCAUCAUUAGGGACCCACACAUUCUUCAUGAUUCUUCUUCCGGCGUUCUUUUUCUUUGGAUAUGACGAAAUAGGCAGGGGGUUGCUCAUAGUCCUUGCUCUUGGCGUCUAUUUUGCUUCAGUUGUGAAGGACCUUAUCUGUUCUCCUCGACCAUUUGCUCCUCCCGUGACCCGACUGACAAUUGGCACCCACCAUCUCGAAUACGGAUUUCCUUCAACACAUUCUACUAAUAGUGUUUCCAUUGCGCUCUUUUUCUUCGCCAUUGUACACCGUCUUGCAUCGACCCCCAUCGCCUCUGCUAACACGGUCUCUUUACUGACGUCUCACAACUCCUCUUCCAUUGAAACCUUACUCCCGACAACCUCAGCAACCGAAACUGUUAUCUCGCCACCACUUUUUGUCGCAUUAUGCGUCAUUCUCAUCAUCUACACUUUCUCCAUCGUCUUCGGCCGUCUGUACACCGCCAUGCACUCUUUCACCGACUGCCUGAUGGGCGUCGUCCUCGGAGCUGGUAUCUGGUGGGGCCACACCAGCUGGGCCGGCUUCCCAUUCCUUAUCACGUCGUCCAACAUCCUCUAUUCCCCCCUCAACUACUUUGGACUAGGGACUACCGCUUCUCCUCAUGCCCUCAUCAUCCAUCUUGGAACCGGCCUCGGUGGUGGAAAGUGGGUGGAAAGCUGGAUGCACUGGGGUGGAUGGGAGGUCCCUCUUAUCCUCAUACCGCUAUGCCUGCUCGCAGUCCAUAAGCACCCCCAACCGGUCGACGAUUGCCCGUGCUUCGAAGAUGCGAUUGCGUUCUUGAGCGUUGUGCUCGGUGCGCAGGUCUCGCGUUGGGUUGUGAGCUUCAGUGGCAUCGAUGCAGGCAUGAGAGAGGUGGUUGUCACCCCUGGCAGCGGGUGGGUACAGGAGAUGGGACAGUGGGUCCAGGUCCAACGCGGGUGGGAAGACGUAGUGGUCUGGUGGUCCUUUGCUACCCUCAAGAUGGUCGUCGGUAUUCUGACAAUCUUCGUCUGGCGUCUCCUCGCCAAGUCCGCCUUGCACCUUAUCCUUCCGCCGACUUUCCGUCUCCUCGCCCGUGCUUUCAGUCUCCCUCGCCGUCGUUUCUACACACCCGCCACCGAGUACAAGUCUGUUCCCUCAGAAUUCCACUCGCCCGGAGCCAAUGGCGCGUUCGGCUUGCACCCCAUCCCUUCCGUCAUCGACCUGCCCAGUACGGUUGGGGUUGGUGUCGAGACUGGUGGCAUCGGCAGUGGUAUCGCCAGCUCGAACGUUGCUGGCUGGGGUCAUGAUCUGAAGCUGCGCAAUGGAAACGGGAUGGGUAACGGAAACGAGGAGAGGAGCAGAGGGUACACUGUUGCGAAUGAUUCUCCAGUCAAAGACUCUGAGAGCUCGGGAAAGCCGGGCGUGAAACAUUAUGACGCUGAUGUCUUGACCAAGGUCAUCGUGUACGCCGGCAUCGCUGUCCUUGCUGCAGAGGUCCUUCCCAUCAUGUUCGACAUUCUCGGGUGGGGUGUCAAGUCCUGGGUCGAGGUUUGA